Messenger RNA from Tricharina praecox, 2373 nucleotides. RefSeq lists its product as uncharacterized. Gene Ontology annotation, cellular component: membrane. The transcript has 5 exons. NCBI's taxonomy places the organism in Eukaryota, Fungi, Ascomycota, Pezizomycetes, Pezizales, Pyronemataceae. The record is from RefSeq and is a predicted model, not a curated record. Gene Ontology annotation, biological process: metal ion transport; transmembrane transport. Gene Ontology annotation, molecular function: metal ion transmembrane transporter activity. The coding region runs from base 392 to 2080 and encodes 562 amino acids.
CAUCGCGCAUCGGACAUUAUCAGAGCCAGUUCUUCCUCAAGUCCCAAGUCCCAAAAGAUUCACUAUCCAUCUUGCAGCGAAGCAGGGAUGGAGAUCUACAGGCCCAGAAGCAAAUCAUCCGCGCCGGUGCCGUAUUUCCUCGCAGGCGCCGAAAAGUAUCCGCAACAGCACACACAUACAAAUACACGCCACGAUCCAGCGCGCAUCGACAUCCGGCGGUUCGACGACCGCUGGAAAAGCGAUUGCGACCGCGUCCUAGGCGAGAAAACUAGCAUCGACGUUGUUUCGGUGGUUUAUUCACACCCGCGUGGUGGUGCGGGGAUGAAGGGUAUGUAACGUUCGUUCUGGGUUGGUUGCAGGCUGGCAGGCGGCUAAUCAAAUCUGCGCGUGCAUGCAUGACGGCAUGCUGGAUGUUUCAGGGCUGAUAGUUGAUGUUGGGGUAGAAACACUCACAUUGAAAAGGCGGCUGGUGACCGACGAGGCGAGCCUGGCGGAAGUUCAUUCGUCGUCGCAGAGUGGCACGAGGGGACUGGCCUUGGCCGCUGCGAGAUGUGGCUCCACAGGCUCCACCGGCUCCACGGAAUAUGCAUCGUCGUCCGGAGACGAAGACUCUGAAAUUGCCCUCUGUGCACACGCAGAAUCUCCGCCGGCUGGCGCGCAUACCUUCUUUUUUGUCAAACCGAGGAUUUCGUACGGCCUGCUGCUGAUGUCGAAGGACAUACAGCAGAAGCUGCUGACGACGCUGGACGUGUUUCCCGCGUUCCUGGAUAUCCUCCAUCUGUUUGGCAGGAAGCACGAGGAGAUUAACGAGGAUUAUGCGGUCUACCGACAAGAGAUAGUCUGGAGAGAGGAGGAGCAGGAGGCCUGGAUCGCACCCAGUGUUCCUGAAGCAUUCGAGAUAUGCUACAACUUCCGCUAUGUAGUCCAGCGGAAGGGGAAUGUUGAAGGCGAAGAGCUCAUCUGGACGACGCGGAAGAUGGGUGUCUAUUCCAAGUUUGUGCCCGCGACCAACACGACCACGUGGAUACCCGUGUAUCCGCCCGAUGAGGCAAUUCCGCGCUUGGAGGAAGUGUUUACGAGCGAUUCGAAGCGGAGGCGAGGAAUGCGACAUCAUAUCGAUAUUCACCUACUGUUAAUGAAGACUGCAAGCCAGGACUGGCUGCCGUUCAUCAACCAUCUAGAUAAGAAGCUGAUAGAGUUGGACAAAAAGACGUACAUGUGGCGGCCCAAACCGGGGAGCACUAUCACCAAUGAGCACAGAGACUCGGACUCCGAGUUGGAGCUGGAGGACACGCAGCGGGUGCAGAGAUUCAAGAUCGAGCUGCUGACGAUAAUCCACGCGCUCGACGUCAACCUAGCCAACAUCGCCUCUCUCCGACGGGGAAUAGAAUCCUUCCGCAGAAAGACCAAAGUCUACAUCACUGACGACCUUUACAAGCAGUACGACGAAGAUCUCGAGGACCUGCACAUCCUGAUGAGCCAGCACCGGGUGCGAGUCAAGAACCUCCUGCAGCGCGCCGAGAGCCUCUUCUCGCUCAUCAUCACCAUCAUACCAUAUAUCUUUGCGCGCCGUGAAAACACCCUGAUGUUCCGCCUCUCCGAAAAGGCCACCCAGUACGCGAAAUCAAUGAAGGUCAUCACCAUCGUGUGCAUGCUAUAUCUGCCGCCAUCCGUCAUUGCCGGCGUUUUCGGAAUGGACUUCUUCCAUCCGAGCUGGGACAUCGCAAUCAUGUGGGCGAUCUUCAUAUGCGCCACGGUGAUUCUGGCGGCGUCGACCAUCGGCCUCUGGCUGUGGUGGGAGCACAGAUGUUUACGAGAUGAGGAAGGAGGAGGUGGCAAAGUAGAUAGCGAAAACACAGGAGGAGGACGAGGAGGAGACGAAAAUACGGGGGUGACGGUGGCGGAGACUCCGGUAGGCGCGGGGUUGAACUGGUGGCGAAGAACCUCGCGGCUCAAGUGGUGGCCAAGAACCCCGCCGCAUAUCUGGUGCAGGACAAACUCUGGGCUGGUGGACGUCGAGCGGGGCUCACCCUAUCGAGAGAAGUAUGUGGAGUCUUCGAGGAAUCCGACGAUGGGUUGAGCGGAAGAGUAGGUAAUACCGAUAUAAUCAAAGCCUUAUAGAUAGGGCAGGCUGAAAGAGGAAGGUACAUCGCUGGUGGGGACUUUAUGGCGCCGAGGGGCUUGUAUUUCGCUGAAGGGCAGGUCAGCGGAGGAACUGUUGUUUGGGCGGUGCGGAAGUUUGGAUCAUAUCGACAGAAUGUGCGGUAGAGAGAGACGGAGAACAAGGGAUUGAAUUGACUUUCUUGCGUGGUAGAGAUAUGAAAAGAGCGGGCAACAUUGGCGGUUUAAAUACAACACAUCUGUCUUCCAUCC